Messenger RNA from Lytechinus pictus (painted urchin), 1074 nucleotides. Its product is annotated as zinc finger autosomal protein-like. The record is from RefSeq and is a predicted model, not a curated record. Bases 1 to 1074 code for a protein of 357 amino acids. The transcript has 3 exons. NCBI's taxonomy places the organism in Eukaryota, Metazoa, Echinodermata, Echinoidea, Temnopleuroida, Toxopneustidae.
AUGUAUGGAGUGUAUGUAGUUGUAGUAGAUAUAAAUGUAGUAGAUUUAAUUGUAGUAGAUGUAGUAGAUAUAGAUGUAGUAGAUUUAAUUGUAGUAGAUGUAGUAGAUAUAUAUGUAGUAGAUGUAGUAGAUAUAGAUGUAGUAGAUUUAAUUGUAGUAGAUGUAGAUGUAGUAGAUAUAGAUGUAGUAGAUGUAGUAGAUAUAGAUGUAGUAGAUGUAGUAGAUGUAGAUAUAGUAGAUAUAUAUGUAGUAGAUGUAGUAGAUAUAGAUGUAGCAGAUUUCAUUGUAGUAGGUAUAGUAGAUGUAGAUGUAGUAGAUAUAGAUGUAGUAGAUGUAGAUGUAGUAGAUAUAGAUGUAGUAGAUCUAGAUGUAGUAGAUGUAGUAGAUAUAGAUGUAGUGGAUAUAGAUGUAGUAGAUUUAAUUGUAGGUGAUGUAGUACAUAUAGAUGUAGUAGAUGUAGAUGUAGUAGAUAUAGAUGUAGUAGAUAUAGAUGUAGUAGAUUUAAUUGUAGUAGAUAUAGUAGAUAUAUAUGUAGUAGAUAUAGAUGUAGUAGAUGUAGAUGUAGUAGAUGUAGUAGAUAUAGAUGUAGUAGAUGUAGAUGUAGUAGAUAUAUAUGUAGUCGAUGUAGUAGAUAUAGAUGAAGUAGAUAUAGAUGUAGAAUAUGUAGUAGAUGUAGAUGUAGUAGAUAUAUAUGUAGUAGAUGUAGAUGUAGUAGAUAUAGAUGUAGUAGAUGUAUAUGUAGUAGAUGUAGUAGAUAUAGAUGUAGUGGAUAUAGAUGUAGUAGAUGUAGAUGUAGUAGAUGUAGAUAUAGUAGAUAUAGAUGUCGUAGAUUUAAUUGUAGUAGAUAUAGACAUAGAUGUAUUAGAUGUAAAAUUAGUAGAUAGAGAAUUAGAGAUUGGAUAUAUAGCUGUAGUAGAUAUAGAUGUAGUAGAUGUAGAUGUAGAUGUAGAUAUAGUAGAUGCAGGUGUAGUAGAUGUAGUAGAUAUAGAUGUAGUAGAUGUAGAUAUAGUGGAUGCAGAUAUAGAUGUAGAUAUAGUAAAUAUAGAUGUAGUAGAUAUAGAAUAUAGUAUAUAA